Gekko japonicus is the source of this 812-nucleotide messenger RNA. Its product is annotated as leukotriene B4 receptor 2-like. Lineage: Eukaryota; Metazoa; Chordata; Lepidosauria; Squamata; Gekkonidae. Gene Ontology annotation, biological process: complement receptor mediated signaling pathway; phospholipase C-activating G protein-coupled receptor signaling pathway; positive regulation of cytosolic calcium ion concentration. Gene Ontology annotation, cellular component: plasma membrane. Gene Ontology annotation, molecular function: complement receptor activity; leukotriene receptor activity. The record is from RefSeq and is a predicted model, not a curated record. The annotation marks the transcript as partial. The transcript has a single exon.
GUCCUUGUCCCUUCCAUCCAUGGCCAUCAUGAACCCCUGCAACCAAACCUCUGGAAACAGCACCCUUCUGAGUUCUCCGACAUCCAGCGUGGCGGGGAUCGUCUUCCUACUCUUGGCUGCCCUGAUAGGGCUCCCCGGGAACUUCUUUGUCAUCUGGAGCAUUCUUUGGAAGAUGAAGCCAAGCCACCGCUCGGUCACCUGCAUACUGGUGCUUAAUUUGGCAAUGGCUGACGGGGUGGUGUUGCUCCUCACGCCCUUCUUCAUCGUCUUCCUAAUCUUCAAGAACUGGUUAUUCGGUGUGGCCAUUUGCAAAGGCGUAUACUACCUUUGCUGCGUCAACAUGUUCGCUAGCAUCUUCAUCAUCACCCUCAUGAGCGUGGACCGGUGCCUCGCCGUUAACCAGCCCUACUUCUCUCAAGCCAUUCGCAAAAAGAACUUGGUCAUCAAGAUCCUGUCAGGCAUCUGGCUGGCAGCCAUUUUGUUAUCCAUCCCGGCUUUCCUUUUCCGCCAAGUGUUGAAGGAUCCCUUUCUGGGGCAUCAGAUCUGUGAACCCUGCCAUGCCAGGCCAGGCCUGGCCAUCUUCCAUUUCACCUUAGAAACGGUGGUGGCCUUUGUGAUCCCCUUCACCAUCAUCGUAGGGUGUUAUUCCGCCAUCUUAAUACGCCUCAGAGGAGUGAGGAGAAGACAAGGGGCUCGGACCGAGAAGCUCAUCGUGGCCAUAGUGGUCUGUUUCGUUGGCCUUUGGGUGCCCUAUCACAUUGUCAACAUGAUCCAGGUGGCGUCGAACAUGGCGUCAGGAAGGGCCGCCGAAC